Messenger RNA from Pyricularia grisea, 1779 nucleotides. RefSeq lists its product as uncharacterized. The record is from RefSeq and is a predicted model, not a curated record. Lineage: Eukaryota; Fungi; Ascomycota; Sordariomycetes; Magnaporthales; Pyriculariaceae. The transcript is spliced from 2 exons. Bases 482 to 1471 code for a protein of 329 amino acids.
CAUAAACCCUACAGGCUGCCAAGUUUGCCCAGACACUACGACAAACCAACCACCCAACUUUGAUCCAUUUGGCCCCCAAAUGUGCCAUUGGAUAACUCAACUUGAUUGUCAAAUCGAAUAUGGUUUUCCUAUCAUUACGUUUCUUGCCUGGAUAUUAGGUACUCUGCUUAAGAGUUGGACUGUCUUCUGAAAUGAUAGACCCUAGAUCCUGGCAAGGCUGGAUUGCCAGGCAAGCUGGGCGUUCCAUUUUUGGUGGGCUGAUUAGCGCGCGGGGAAGACGCCAAGUGGGUUUUGAGUGUCGCAUCCUUAGUGGAUGGUCCCCUGGAUUGAUGCCAUCGGUUCCUGGAGGAUCUCAAGUACAGCCAACUUUUUUUUUUUUUUUCAAUUUACCAACAUCUUUGUCAAAUUGUGAUUGGAGUUGACCUUUUUCAUUCCGAUCUUCUUCUCUUCAGAGCUUUGCCUCGGAGAAUUGACUACAACAAUGGCUGGCAAGCUGUGGUUCCAGGAAGCGCGUCGGCGACUGCUGGGAAGGACCAACGCAGACUCGGAUGGAAUAGAACACCCCACCGCAGCAGCGAAAGACGUCGCAACUACAGAUCCCGCGCCGCAGAAUAAGAACCGUCCAGAAAACAGACGUGCAACCCGCGAAGAACUCGAGUCCACAACAGAUGAGCAGCUCUCAUCCCUCUUCUUCACGCGACUGCCCCCUGAACUACGUCGCAUGAUCUACGCUCAGGUCUGGUCCGACGCCGCCGGCAACGGCCGCAUGCACCUCGACUCGGGUGGCAUCGCAGAAGCUCCUCUGCGGCAUGUACCUUGCAUCGUAGGCCACGUUCAGCCCGGGGGUGUCAACGCGGCCGGUACGCAGCACCCUGAGCAAGGGAUGCUGUGGUGGACGCAGAACCAGCUCCUCGCGCUGCACUGGGCCGCGCAUGCAGAGUGCGCUAGGGCGAGGCGCCUGAGGCCAAUACGCGAUACCAGUGUGCCUGAUCCACAGCUUGAGGGAGAGCAGCCGGAGCAGGGCAUAUUCAUGCCCUUGUUUCUGACCUGCAAGCGAAUGUACUCCGAGUCAAUAACGACGCUCUUCGAGACCACCACCCUCAUCUUUCAGUCAUCGCUCGACGCGACGACCUUCUUCUCGCCCCCGAAAGACAGCCUGCCCAACCGCUACUUCCCAAUGCUACGAUCGAUCGAGAUCAACCUUGUUUACGAAUAUGACCACGUAUACCUGCACAGCAUUGCGAACCCAGAGGGUCAUCCCAGACUACCAGGUGCCGAGGGUGUGGUCGUUGGAAUAGCUGCGUGGGACCGACUUGUCAGGGCUCUUGCGGCGGCCGCUCCGGAGCUGGGCGGUUUGGAAGUUUUUAUUGGCGGGAUGCCACCGACGGGGAAACGUGGAUUUGCGGACACGUUUGACUUUGUGGGGUGGAGACCGGAAAGGUUGAGGUUGCGAUUCACAACGGAUUUAUAGCAGUGAUUAUAGGCCAGUUGUCCGGAAGCACCGGGUACCAGCAGUCGAUUAGUGCAUGAAAUCACAGACAAGCCUAAAAGCAGUCGAUGGUGCCAGGAAACUCCCUGGCUGGUUUGGUAUAAGUAAAGUGUUGGCGCCGGCGCCCGAAAUUACUGCACAACUCUCUGCCACAAUGGGAGGAGGCGAUGUUUCGUCUUUGAUGGGUUGACAGUAUCAAGGUAGCAUGGCAUCCCGGGUUAUCUAACAGUUGCGACUACAUAUCAUCAAAUCUACGCACGCAGGGGAUUCGCAUUCGCUGGCGACAGUUG